Messenger RNA from Dendroctonus ponderosae (mountain pine beetle), 6964 nucleotides. It is a transcript of the gene didum, whose product is annotated as unconventional myosin-Va. NCBI's taxonomy places the organism in Eukaryota, Metazoa, Arthropoda, Insecta, Coleoptera, Curculionidae. Gene Ontology annotation, biological process: vesicle transport along actin filament; actin filament organization. The coding region runs from base 239 to 5755 and encodes 1838 amino acids. The record is from RefSeq and is a predicted model, not a curated record. The transcript is spliced from 22 exons. Gene Ontology annotation, cellular component: actin cytoskeleton; myosin complex; vesicle. Gene Ontology annotation, molecular function: ATP binding; microfilament motor activity; actin filament binding.
CAAAGACUAUGUAGUUCAAAAGCACGAAUGGAAUUUACGCGAGCGCUUUUGUAAACUCAAACCAUCCGUUUUUCGUAUUCUGAGUUUUGUGUGCUCAAAAAUGUGAUAAGAUAACACAAUCUGAUCGAAAUAAGCUGUCGGCGAAAAAUCGUGCACGCGUAAAUACACCAACAAAACAUAUUUUUUAAUGCGCCAAGUGUUUAAGUGAUUCAAAAGGGUUUGUUUUGAGUUGGGAAAAAUGACCACCGUCGAAUUGUACACGAAGGGUGCACGAGUAUGGAUUUCCCACCCGGAAAAGGUAUGGGAAGGCGCCGUGCUGUUGGAAGACUACAAGCUGAAAAAACCCACCCUGGACGUGCGAACAGACGACGAUGGCGAACUGAAAACUCUUCAAUUGAAAAGCGACAGCGAUCUUCCUUUUUUGAAGAACCCCGAUAUGCUGAUUGGUGAAACCGAUCUCACAUCAUUAUCCUACUUACACGAACCGGGAGUUCUGUAUAAUUUACAAGUUCGUUUCUGUGAAAGACGAGAUAUCUACACCUACUGCGGGAUUGUUUUAGUUGCUAUCAAUCCGUACGAUGAGCUGCGAAUUUAUGACACCGAAACGAUGCGGGCCUAUCGAGGCCAAGCGAUGGGCGAUUUGGUCCCACACAUUUUUGCCGUUGCUGAAGAAGCCUACACUAAGCUGGAGCGGGAAACGCGAGAUCAAAGUAUCAUCGUCUCCGGCGAAAGUGGAGCCGGAAAAACCGUCUCUGCCAAAUACACCAUGCGAUACUUUGCCACAGUUGGAGGAAACGCCACUGACACUCAGGUGGAACGCAAGGUGUUGGCUAGCAGCCCAAUAAUGGAGGCAAUAGGAAACGCGAAAACGACCAGAAACGACAACAGUUCCAGAUUCGGCAAAUUUAUCGAACUGCAGUUCAGUAAGCAAUUCAAUAUCAGCGGCGCUUCAAUGAGAACGUAUUUGCUGGAAAAGUCCCGAGUGGUUUUUCAGGCCCCGGAGGAAAGAAACUAUCACAUAUUCUACCAGAUCUGUGCAGCUAGGGAACGAUUACAGCAUCUACAUUUAGAUCAUCAGGAUACUUUCCACUACUUGAACCAAGGAUCCAGUCCGCAGGUUCAAGGGCUGAACGACUUGAAGGAGUUUGAAGAGACCGAAAAUGCUCUAACAAUGCUGGGUUUUUCCGACCAAGACCAGGAGAACCUGCUGAAGAUUCUUGCGGGAAUUCUGCACCUGGGCAACAUCGAAUUCAAGCAAUGCCUGAUCAAAGUGGAAAACGAACAGGACCAGGAAGGCUGCGUAAUACCAACGGCAGACAAACACCUCAGGAUCUUAUCCGAACUUCUGGACCUGGACAAGGAUGAGUUGAAGCAAUGGCUGGUUACAAGGAAGAUUGUUUCCAUGCGGGAUGUCUAUUUGAAGCCGAUGACCACUGAAGAGGCGGCAUUUUCCAGAGACGCCCUGGCCAAGCAUAUUUACGCGGAACUCUUCAACUGGAUAGUUUUGGUGAUUAAUAAGGCUCUGGAGUCGAAUAUUCCAAAGCACAAGUUUAUCGGCGUCCUGGAUAUUUAUGGCUUUGAAACGUUCGAGACCAACUCGUUUGAACAGUUUUGCAUAAAUUACGCAAACGAGAAGCUUCAACAGCAAUUCAAUUUGCACGUCUUCAAAUUGGAACAGGAGGAAUAUAUAAAGGAGGGAAUCGAAUGGAAGAUGAUCGAUUUUUACGAUAAUCAGCCCUGCAUCGAUUUGAUCGAAACCAAACUGGGAAUAUUGGACUUGCUGGAUGAGGAAUGCAAAAUGCCCCGUGGAUCCGACGCCUCCUGGACGGAAAAGCUCUACUCAAAGUGCAGCAAAUAUUCCCAUUUCGGGAAAAGUCGAUUCGGACGAUCCAGUUUCAUAGUGAACCACUUUGCUGAUCGGGUUCAGUAUGAAAGCAAUGGGUUUUUGGAGAAAAACCGCGACACAGUGAUAGAGGAGCAAAUCAACAUUAUUAAGGCCAGUGGCAACUCUUUGCUCAGAAGGCUGUUCAAACCCGAUGAUCAGAAGCUGCAAGUUCCUGGAGCUAAACUCAAGGUGGUGUCGGCCAAAGGCGACUCGGGAGCGAAGAAGAGCCACAAAAAAUCAGUGGGUUCCCAGUUUCGCGAGUCGUUAAAUGCCCUGAUGUCCACCCUGAACUUUACCACUCCUCAUUACAUCAGAUGCAUCAAACCCAACGAUACCAAGUCUGGGUUCGAGUUUAGCCCGAAACGAGCUGUACAACAGCUGAGGGCUUGCGGCGUUUUGGAGACCAUCCGAAUUUCCGCUGCUGGUUUCCCAAGUCGCUGGAAUUACGUGGACUUCUUCUACCGCUACCGAGUUUUGUGCAAAUUCAAAGACAUCAUCAGAAACAACAUCGAAAAAACGUGCUGCAACAUUUUAAACCAGUACAUCAAAAAUUCCGACAAGUACCAACUGGGCAAAACGAAAAUCUUCUUCCGAGCCGGCCAGGUGGCCUAUCUGGAGAAAUUGCGACUGGAAAAGCUGAAAGCCUGUUGCAUACUGAUCCAGAAGACCGUGCGCGGGUUUAUGGCCAAGAAAAAAUACCAGACCAUCCGAAAGACGGCGAUUCUGCUGCAAACACAUGCCAGAGGCUUGAUGGCCAGAAGAAAGGCCAAGACGAUCAGGACUGAAAGGGCGGCAAUCACUUUGCAAAGGUACAUCAGGGGAUUCUUGGCGCGGCGAACCUUCCAGCAGAAAAGACGAUGCAUUUUGGGUCUACAGAGUCGCAUUCGAGGACUGUUGGCUAGGAAGAACUUCAAAAUAAUGAAGGAUAAUGCCAAGGCGAUAAUUCUUCAAAAAUACAUCAGAGGAUAUUUGGCCCGAAAACGCUUCGCUGUACGCACAAGAUACAUCGUGGUAUGCCAAGCGGCCAUCCGAAGAUUCCUGGCUAGAAGACAGUACAAGCGACUGAGAAUCGAGGCUCGAUCCAUCGAACAUGUGAAGAAGCUCAACAAAGGGCUGGAGAACAAAAUCAUCAGCCUGCAGCAGAAGGUUGAUGAAAUUAACAAGACCAAUGCCGAGCUGCUUGGAUACCGGAACGAAGUCAAUGAGCUAAAGUCGAAGCUGAGCAGCCUCAAAGCGCUGGAGCUCGAAGUGAAAACCCUAAACAGCCUUAUAAUCGAGAAGAACAAGUUGGUUGAAAAGUUGCAAGAAGAACUGCGAGCGGAGAAGGAGGAGAAAGUUGACCUGGUAACAGAGCAGGAGAAAUUCAGGAAGGACGUUGAAAUCCAACAGGAGGUCUGGGCGCAAGAGACUGAGAAGCUGAAGAAGGAGUACGAGAACAUAAUAGAGAUGCUGAAGAUGAACGAAAAGGGGGCAGAAGAAAACAUCAAGCUUCGCCUGGAGGAAGAGAAGAAGGAGAUCCUGCAUGAAGCGGACCACGAGCGGCAAGCCUACCAGAAGCUCCUGCAAGAAUACCACGACCUGGAGCAGUACUGCGAAGAGCUGAGUAAGCAGGUGAACGCAGGCGGGCAACAUAAAAGGAAUCUCAGCGAUGUCAGCAGCACAUCCACGGUGGAUGUGAGCAAACUGUCCGAGGACCAUGGGUAUGGCUCAGUCAGAUCCACCGCUAGUACCAGGGAGAAGCUGGAGAACAUCGACUGGAAUGGUAAAAGCUCAUCAUUUCCUCCCUUUAUGAGUGGAUUUUCAACAAAAUUUGCAGGAGCAAAUGGGGAAAGUGCCACCAGCAGCGAUCCAAACCCUAAAGCUGAACCAGAGAACAACGUUGAUAUAGGAAUAGUACUGAAAUUGCAAAACAACCUUGCAGAGCUGGAACGGGAGAAGAUGCGGAUGCAAAAGCGACUGGACGAACUGGACAUGUCACCAAGGAUUGAGAGGGCGGAAAAUGCGGCAAAGGAUGCCAUCAAAAUCUCCGAGCUGGAACUGAGCAAUUCCAACCUAAAGUCGCAACUAAUGGAGCUGCAAGCGAGCGUAAACGAAGGCACCGGCAUCUCCAAGUUGCACCAACAACUGCAGCAGAUGCAGAUCGAAUUGGAUCGACGCAGCGACGAAGUGGUGCAAUUGAAAAGCAUUCUGGCCAAUCAAACGGAUAGCAUGAAGUCGAUCGUCAAUUCCAAUAACCGAUUGGGGGCGUACAUUAACGAAGAUGGAGAAUUGGCGCUGGCAUACGAAACGCAAAAGAGCAUCAACAAGCAGCUGGAACUGGAGCUGCAGGACGAAAAGACCAAAUAUAAGGCGCAUGAGAAAGAGUACAGGUUCGAAAUCGAGAAACUCAGAGAGGACAACGAACGGCAGCAACGAAUUCUGGCGGAGAAUCUGAGCGGGCCGCCACAGUCUCAGAACGAGUCGUUUAUGAAGCAGGAAAUUGUGAGGCUCACCAAUGAUUACGUCAAUGAGUUUGAUAAAAAUGAGUCUUUGACUCAGAACCUGAAGAAACUGCAGCGGCAGGUGAAGCUGCUAACGAAGAAACUCAAAGACACUCACAUAGAUGUGGAGGAAGCACUGCUGGAGGAAGAAAGGAAGCAUGCCAUGUCAGUCCCGAUAGGGAGGGCGCAACCAAGCAUUCGAAAGAAGGAUCGCGACUAUUUGGGCAUGUUUUCCUACAAAUCUGGAGAUGAAGGCGUGAUUAUGAAGAGACUCGUCUUAGAACUGAAGCCUCGUUUGGCCUUAACCCUUCUACCAGGCCUGCCGGCUUAUAUAAUCUUCAUGGGCAUCCGGCACACGGAUUACAUAGACGAUGAGGAAAAACUGAAAAACCUAAUAAUGACCUUUAUAAACAGCGUGAAAAAAGUGAUCCGCAAAAAGCACAACGAAGACUUCGAAUGCACGACUUUAUGGAUUGUAAACAUUUUAAGGUUAAUGCACUGUUUGAAGCAGUACAGCGGCGAAAGGCAGUUCCAGAUUAGCAACACCCCCACUCAAAACGAGCAAAGCCUGAAGAAUUUCGACCUGUCGGAAUAUCGGCAAGUUCUUUCUGAUCUUGCUGUUUGGAUCAACCAAGGAUUGACCCGCUUCCUGGAAGAAAAAAUCCAGCCCCUAAUUGUUCCGGCUAUUCUGGAACACGAAGAAGUUCCCGGAAUGAGCGGCAAAGCGAGCGGAUUUCGAAACAGAUCGAACAGCAUUUCCAGUCCAGCGGGAGGAGGUCCCGAAGCUAAACCCACCAGCUAUUUACUGCAGGAAUUGUCCAACCACUACAGGGUUUUGGUCUGCUAUGGAGUGGAUGCGCAGAUAAUCUCCAACAUCUUCAAGCAAGUGUUUUACUUCAUUUGUGCGUCUAGCUUGAACAACUUGCUGUUGCGGAAGGAGCUGUGCCAUUGGGCCAAAGGGUGUCAAAUCAGGCACAAUCUGUCGCACUUGGAAAUGUGGAUAAGGGAAAAAUCUCUGGAUGAAGGACCAAUUCAAGCGACGCUUCAGCCGAUAAUCCAAGCAGCUCAAUUGCUGCAGGCGCGUAAAACUGAUACCGAAGAAGACGUAACCAGUUUAUGUGAGAUGUGCAACGCCCUGACGCCGCUCCAGAUUUGCAAACUGUUGACUUUGUAUACGCCCGCCGAUGAUUACGACAAAAUUCCCUACUCAUUCAUCAGGAAAGUGCAGGAGCGACUUAAAGACCGUCACCAGGACGUUGAUCAACAAACAUUGCUCAUGGACAUCAAGCACAACUUUCCAAUCAAUUUCGCUUACAAUCCCUCGGACAUUCGUUUGGAAGAGGUUGAACUACCAAAUUGCCUCAACUUGCACAUGCUGGAAAAAUUGUAGACCAUGAGACAAAUAAUUUACUCGGCUUAAGACUGUAAGAAGUUCUGCCCAAAAGGCAGAUUUUGGGGAGUACCAGUCAUGCUUCGAAGGGCCUCUUAAUGCAAGCCGGGCCCACGAAACAGGGUUUUCAAGUGCGCAUUUCAAUACAAACUAGUCAGUUUUAUUUAUAAAUUUAGCUAUAAAAAAUUACGCAAAGUUACUCUAAACUAAGUGUUUAAAUUUUAAAACCACGAAUACAGCUGAAAGCCAUAGCUUGUUUUUCAUAUAUGUAAAUGUGUGUAUAUGGGGGUUGCGCUUUUGCGGUUUUUGGUUGCUCUUUACCGGUUAAGCAUCUAAAAGAUUGAUGUAUGUUACGUACAUAUUUACCGAAUUUUGCAUUAAGGAGCGAUUAAAAACCGAGCAACUUGCCCUGUCUAAUCAAUAAUAGGAAUCUCCUCGGUUCGAAACCAUUAAACUUGAAACAAUCCAGGAGAUUCCACUAAUAGCAAAUAAGUAAAAUGUACAGAAGUCUCGGAGGAAUGUUCCUUAGUUGUUUUCUAGCACGUUACGCAAAGCAACCUUUAUUAGCAAUUCAAUUCGAAUUCCCAAGCUCUUGGAUUGCGGUAGAGAAGCAAAUAACCAUCACAUACUUUAUGAUAUAUGAAUUGUUAAAUAUUUAUUAAAAACUUACAUUUCAAAUAGUUCACUAGCCAGGGUUAAAUCUCCAAUUAAAACACAGUUAGUCGUUUGGCAAGCUACCAAGUUAACUUCCCCCAAUAAAAAAUGCAAUAAAACUAUAAGUUAAUCAAACCCUGACGCAGCUAGCGAACUAACCCGUAUGUGAUUUAAGCUGUGCCUCCUUCUCGUUGAUUUGUUGAGAUAUAUUAGAGUAGGUUUUUUGUAUAUGUUGUAUUAUUUUGUCAUUUAGAGUAAAUAUUUAUUUAAAUUUACCAGAGUUGAAUGAAGUGUUUAUUGUAAGAGAAAUGUACUUAUUGUUGAACAUUCGGAUCAAUAUUGUUAAGACUAAACAAAGCAGAUAUUUAAUAGAGCGUUAUUUCUGUAUAGAUAUUUUAUUAGGAUCUAGGUAUACAACAGCAAAUUUACAUGAAUUAGUUCCAUUGGCGUUCAGCUUGGAUUUAACGAGUUAACUUUACUUGUGAUUUGCACUGUGAGAAAGAUCCACUACCUAUUUACAAAUGUAUAUUUCCGAUUAGAAGAUUUAGAACACUC